AUGGGAGCAGGAGCGAGCGCUGAGGAGAAGCACUCCCGAGAGCUGGAGAAGAAGCUGAAGGAGGAUGCAGACAUAGAUGCCAGGACCGUCAAGCUGCUACUGCUAGGUGCCGGAGAGUCUGGGAAAAGCACCAUCGUCAAACAGAUGAAAAUUAUCCACAAAGAUGGUUACUCCCUUGAGGAGUGUAUGGAGUUCGUCGUCAUCAUCUACAGCAACACCCUCCAGUCCAUCAUGGCCGUCGUGAAGGCCAUGACUACACUCAACAUUAACUUUGGUCACCAGGAUCAGCAGGACGAUGCCAGGAAGCUCAUGCAUCUCGCUGACACCAUCGAAGAGGGCUCCAUGCCCAAGGAGAUGGCGGACAUCAUCAUUCGCCUGUGGAAUGACUCGGGCAUCCAGGCCAGCUUCGAUAGGGCCUCGGAGUACCAGCUCAACGACUCUGCUGGAUACUAUCUGAAUGACCUGGAGAGGCUGGUUCAGCCCGGCUACAUUCCCACGGAGCAGGACGUGCUGCGCUCCCGAGUGAAAACCACCGGUAUCAUCGAGACCACGUUCUCCCAUAAAGAUCUUCAUUUCAGAAUGUUCGAUGUGGGUGGUCAGCGGUCUGAGAGGAAGAAGUGGAUCCAUUGCUUCGAAGGUGUGACCUGUAUCAUCUUCAUCGCUGCUUUGAGUGCUUAUGACAUGGUGCUCGUGGAGGACGAUGAAGUGAACCGAAUGCACGAGAGUUUGCACUUGUUCAACAGUAUCUGCAACCAUCGCUACUUCAUCGCUACUUCACUCAUUCUCUUCCUCAACAAGAAAGAUGUCUUCAUUGAGAAGAUCAAGAAAGCUCACCUGAACAUGUGCUUCCCUGAAUAUGAUGGUCCCAACACGUACGAAGACGCCGGUCUCUACAUCAAAAUGCAGUUUCUGGAUCUCAACCUGCGUAAAGAUAUCAAAGAAAUCUACUCGCACAUGACCUGUGCAACAGACACAGAGAACGUCAAGUUUGUGUUCGAUGCCGUCACCGACAUCAUCAUCAAGGAGAACCUGAAAGACUGCGGCCUCUUCUAA
Gadus chalcogrammus (walleye pollock) is the source of this 1053-nucleotide messenger RNA. RefSeq names its product guanine nucleotide binding protein (G protein), alpha transducing activity polypeptide 1 (gene gnat1). Lineage: Eukaryota; Metazoa; Chordata; Actinopteri; Gadiformes; Gadidae. The record is from RefSeq and is a predicted model, not a curated record. The transcript has 8 exons. Gene Ontology annotation, molecular function: G protein-coupled receptor binding; G-protein beta/gamma-subunit complex binding; GTPase activity. The coding region runs from base 1 to 1053 and encodes 350 amino acids. Gene Ontology annotation, cellular component: heterotrimeric G-protein complex. Gene Ontology annotation, biological process: adenylate cyclase-modulating G protein-coupled receptor signaling pathway.